This is a messenger RNA of Paramisgurnus dabryanus, 4588 nucleotides long. It is a transcript of the gene asap3, whose product is annotated as ArfGAP with SH3 domain, ankyrin repeat and PH domain 3. NCBI's taxonomy places the organism in Eukaryota, Metazoa, Chordata, Actinopteri, Cypriniformes, Cobitidae. Gene Ontology annotation, cellular component: focal adhesion; cytoplasm. Gene Ontology annotation, biological process: cell migration; positive regulation of GTPase activity. The record is from RefSeq and is a predicted model, not a curated record. Gene Ontology annotation, molecular function: GTPase activator activity; protein binding.
GCGCACCAUCAGAGCGCGGCACGCGCUGGUGAAGUCUCGCGCCUCUCAGAGAAAGAAAGCAAGCAGAUCAAGAAACUUUUUUCAGUUUCUCACACAGACACACACGGCGGACCACCAAGACGAUUGACACUCACGUUUACCUCGCAGAUAUGAAACAACAACAUUUCUUAGCCUGGGAAUCACGCUCAGGAGUGGAUUUAAAGGACGUUUAUGGGAAGAUGCACUUUGAUUGAUCUCGAGUAGUUUCUGUUUCUGAUAAGUUUGCUAAACAUUCGAGCUCUUCCGUUGGAUUUGUAACGAAACAUGCCGGAGAAAAUAAGUAUUUUGGAUUUCGUUUCCCUAGCGAAAGAAGACCUGACGUCCCCUGGAAGUUCAGGAUUUCAGUCAAAAAUGAGCGACUGUCGAUGCACCGUGGCAGCGCUCGAGGAGUCUCUGGAACAGGACCAGAUGUCCCUUCAGAGGAUGAAGAAAAUUGUGAAGGCCAUCCACAACUCUGGACUUAAUCAUGUCGAGAAUAAGGAUCAGUACAUAGAGGUUCUGGAGAAUCUGGGAAACAGUCAUUUGACCCAGGAAAACAAUGAGAUCUCAACAGGCUUCCUGAACUUGGCUGUCUUCACACGGGAGAUCACAGCGCUCUUUAAAAACUUGGUGCAAAAUCUGAACAACAUCAUCUCUUUUCCUCUGGAGAACUUGUUAAAGGCCGAGCUGAGAGACAGCAGGCUGGAGCUGAAAAAACAGAUGGAAAAAAGUUGGAAGGAUUACGAUGCUAAAAUAGGGAAGUUGGAGAAAGACAAGAGAGAGAAACAAAAACAGCAUGGGUUGAUCCGGCUGGAAGGGUCGGACACAGCGGAGGACAUGGAAAGAGAGAGGAGGAACUUUCAGCUGCAGAUGUGCGAGUAUUUGUUGAAGAUUCAAGAGCUUAAAGUUCGUCAAGGUCCAGAUCUGCUGCAGAGUUUGAUCAAGUACUACCACGCUCAACUCAAUUUUUUUCAGGAUGGACUGAAAGCUGCAGAGAAUCUGAAUCCAUUUGUGAAAAAGUUAGCAUCCUCUGUGCACACGGUUCGCCACGACCAGGAUGAAGAAGUUAAGCAGCUCUCUCAACUGCGCGACUCUCUCCGGACGCAACUGCAGGUGGAUGGCAAAGAGGAUUCUCUAAACAGGAAAAACUCUGGCCAUGGAUACAGCAUCCACCAGCCUCAAGGCAAUAAGAAAUAUGGCACAGAGAAAUCUGGCUUUCUUCUUAAGAAGAGUGAUGGGAUCAGAAAGGUUUGGCAGAAGAGGAAGUGUGGGGUUAAAUAUGGAUGCCUUACUAUUUCUCAUAGCACGAUCAACCGACCACCAGCGAAGCUCAACCUUCUGACUUGUCAGGUGCGGCCCAACCCUGAGGAAAAGAGAACGUUCGAUUUAGUUACACACAAUCGCACGUACCAUUUCCAGACCGAGGACGAGCAAGAAUGCAUGAUAUGGGUGUCUGUGCUACAGAACAGUAAAGAGGAGGCGUUGAACACUGCACUCGGAGGAGAUCAGCUUCAGUUUCAAGACAGCGGUCUGCAGGAGCUCGUCCGAGCUGUCAUCUCAGGCCUGAGAAAUCUGCCAGGCAAUGAAGCCUGCUGUGACUGCGGAGCCCCAGAUCCCACGUGGCUGUCCACCAACCUGGGAAUCCUCACCUGCAUCGAGUGUUCGGGAAUCCAUCGCGAGCUCGGAGUACAUCAAUCACGGAUUCAGUCUUUAACUCUCGAUGUGCUUAGCACCUCUGAACUCUUGUUGGCAGUCAGCAUUGGGAAUUCCAAGUUUAAUGACAUCAUGGAAGUCAACCUACCAAAUGAUGCAAUCAAGCCCCUCCCAAAGAGUGACAUGACAGCGAGGAAGGAGUACAUUGUGGCGAAGUACACCGAUCGCCGUUACGUCCUCCCGAAGGAACACUCUGAAACGUACCGUGUGUUUGAUACCGUAAGGAGCAAAGACAUCACGUCACUGCUGCAGCUCUACGCCGAAGGAGAGGAUCUCUCUAAACCUGCGGCCACACCUGACGGACAGGACCUGAAGGAGACCGCUCUUCACUUAGCUGUGCGGAUGGCAGAUAAGACGUCUUUGUCUUUGGUGGAUUUUCUUGCACAGAAUUGUGGGUGCUUGGAGAAGAAGACAGCAGAAGGAAACACAGCUUUGCAUUACUGUGCACUUUACAAUAAAUCAGAGAGUUUGAAACUGCUGCUCAAAGCAAAGGCUGUACUACAUACGGUGAACUCAGCAGGUGAAACAGCUCUCGACAUUUCCAAGAGACUUCAGCACACACAGUGUAUUGAACUGCUGGAGUUGGCCCACAGUGGGAAGUUUAACUCUCAGAUCCAUGUUGAAUACACAUGGGAAACACCACAGGACAUGUACGACAGUGAAGAUGAUCUGGACGAUAGGGCAAGUCCACAUCCUAGGGGAUCACGGUCUCCGUUGCCCCCUAAUGGCAGCAAUGGGCACGUCUCCUCUGUCUGGAAUUUUCCUAAAGGCACCCCUGCUCGGACCUACGAGAACAUUGACUUUCUGUAUCGUAAUCCUCCUAACAACAGCGCCCCCACUGGUGUCUCCAUGCCACCUCCUCUCCCUGCCAAAGCAAUACAGAGAGGUUGUUCAGAUCCUCAGAUCUCAGUUUCCAUUCCAGAGACCCGCGCUCCCUACCGUCAGGGUUCCCACCCCACCAGUUGCUUUCAAAGAAUGAGCAACUCAACCCAGCCCGAGUCUUCAGGUUUGACUCAUUCACGAUCUUUAAGCAGCGGAGCACCCAAAGCACAGAGACACACCGUGUCCUGGGAUGGUCAACCUUCCCCGGGGGCAGAGGGCAAAAAUCACUCAACCUCUCCACAGAGUCAGAGAGGUCCUGUCAGUUCAGAGAAGACGACAUCAUAUCGACGCACAAGCAGUGGGAGUCAGAGCAAGUGUUCGCUAGCGUCUCCAGUAUGUGCAGGCAGUCAGGAGGAGCUGUAUUGCAGUCCAGUGGGCGGAGCCAUCAACCUUGCACCGCCCCCUGCUAAAGCUAACUCCAAUGCCACUGUGCCAGUCAUCCUGCCGCCUCCUCGCUCACGCAAAAAUGCCAUGAUCUCUUUAAAGCAGAGACCCAAGAGAGUCAAAGCAUUAGUGGACUGCAGAGCAGUCGGUCCAGAUCAGCUGGCUUUCUUUAAGAAUGAGGUCAUCGUAGUGACUGCAUCUGAUGACACACACUGGUGGGUCGGCCAUAUAGAGGGUGAACCCUCCAGAAGCGGCUCCUUUCCGGUCAACUAUGUACAUAAGUUGGGAGAAUGAAUCUCCCGUGCAGCCCAUGUGGCUUUUGUCUUAUUUUAGCCGCUAGUCCUAGAAGGAUGGAGACUGAGAGCUGUUCUUGAUGUUUGGAUUGGGCCAUGAAUGGCACGACGACUUCUGGUGGAAUAAAAGCCAUUUUGCUAAUUUUUGGAUGGAUGAAUGAUGGCGCUCAUAAUUAUUGAUACUGGUGUUAAAGCAUUUACAGGUAGUCUGCAUCUGAUGAUGUGAAAGAUCCAUCAGGCGCCCUUCGAGUUCACCAUCCAGACUUGAAGGCACUAGACUGAUUUAUCAUCGCUCUUCCUGUGGUCGGUUCGAUAGCACGGUGGAGUCUUGCUCUCUGGAUAUGAUUUUAUACUGCACAGUGGCACGCAAUCCAUGUGCUUCCAGACACCAGACUGAGUUUAAGGAUGAGAAGUGUAUUCGAUUUCAUCUGGCUAUGCACCAGCGUCUCCUGUUGCGGCUGCUUCCCGGACAUCCAGGCCUGCACCUGAUCCGAUUAACAUUUAAACGGAUAUAGACGCGAUUGCAGAAUACAAGGAUAAAAUAUCGGAAUGUUUCAUGAUUGAGGAAAAUGUCCAAUAGUUUUGAUUGUCUGAAAGCUUUAGCUUUUGAGUGAAAUAUCCAAGACUGAUGCGGUUUGGCUUUAUCUUGUGCAAAGAAAUGACAUGAAUGAUAUAGAAACAAUGCCCUUGUGUAAAAACUAGCUUGCAUUCGUACAAUCUCACAGCAGAGAUUAAACCUUGGGCAAAUACCUGGAUUGUAUUUAAUAGUUUGUUUAUUCUAUAGUAGAACAACCUUUUAAAAAUAACCACACGCGCACUGUUUAGAGUGCCCAUAUUUCGUGUUAAUGUAUAAAAAUCAGACUGUUAAUUUUAUGAAAAAGAUUUUGAUUGAUGUCCGUUUCUAUAUUCUUUUUUAUGGGUCUCACUUCAAACUGAGGUGCUUUUGUGAUGCAUUUGGGACGUGUCUGAAAUCAACAGACUCCAUAUAAAUGUUUGAUAAGCUGAGAGAACAUAACAGAUGCUUUCCCUUCUGCCAUCUCAUUGACUUCUGUGAAGCUUUUUUUGGGCAGAGAUGAAAGUACGUACUGUUGGCAGCAAAGACCCGAACGGUUCGGCUGACUUUGUGUUUUAGGAAAGCAAGAGGCGAAAGGUAAUGCUGCUUGUAAAUAAUGCUUGUUUUGGUGUAUUACUGUUACUUCAUACGUUAUUGAUGAAAGCUGAUGUCACAUUUUGACUCUCGGUUUUGUUUUACAUCUGCUAAUUUUAAAAAUGGAAAAUAAAAGUUAGCAAAUAAUCAA